Messenger RNA from Macrosiphum euphorbiae (potato aphid), 2100 nucleotides. The record is from the annotation of a GenBank genome assembly. Lineage: Eukaryota; Metazoa; Arthropoda; Insecta; Hemiptera; Aphididae.
AUGAAUAUUAAUAAUGCUGCGGUAAAUGCUUGCCAAGCUAUAGGUAUUGGACAUACACAGUUAGCAGAACUAUCAGGAUUUCUUUAUUUGCCUGCAUUGUCGAGUACUGGUUUUUUGCGUGUUCAAACCGAGGUAGCUGAAAUAGUUCACGCUACAGCUUGGGACGAAAUGAAGAAAGCCGGUGAAGAAGAAAGGAGAUUGGCAAUAGAAUCUGGUAGCUUGGAUGUGGAUGGGAUACCAAUUAUUACAGUGGUCGCGGACGGGCAAUGGUCCAAACGAAGCUAUAAAACCAAGUACGAUGCACUAUCAGGCGCGGCAUCAAUAAUUGGUUAUAGAACCCAAAAAGUUUUAUUUGUCGGGAUUCGAAAUAAAUAUUGCAUAAUUUGUCAAAGGUCUUCAAGUAUGAAGGAUAAAGAAAAACUUGUACAUACAUGUUUCCUCAACUGGAAAAAGGCUUCAACUUGCAUGGAAGCAGAUGGUGUGCUACAAGGAUUUUCCAACAGCGUUGGAAUGCAUGGUCUUAAAUACAAUUGUUUAAUUGGUGAUGGAGAUAGUAGCGUUACUAAGCGGUUAGCCGAAAGUCGACCAUAUGGCUUUAACUUUACAAUAAGAAAAAUUGAGUGUAAAAACCAUCUUAUGAGAAAUUAUGCUUCGAAACUAACAACACUAGCUAGAAAUUCGAGUUACCCUCUUCGUGUUCGCAAAUUUAUAUUAUCAAACAUUAAGAGAUUUAGAUGUGAUGUUCAGAUGGCAGCAUUACAUUGGAGAAAAGAAAUCAAUACUACCAAAACACAAAAAAUUAAAGGUCUCAGAAGUGAUUUAAUCAAUGCACCAUAUCACAGACUUGGUUAUCAUUCAAAUUGUAGGUCAUAUUUUUGUGAUCGAUCAAAAAAAAUUCAAUUAAAUUUAGUCCCAGAAGCUGAAACUAGUGGAAUGAUGAGGGAAAUAGUGAACAUUGCUUCAAGGCUUGUAACUAAUGCGGAAAGUUUAUUAGAAAAUAAUACUUCUAAUAUCUGUGAACAGUUUAAUUCUGUUAUUAAUAAACACAUUGCCGGAAAACGAUUGAAUUUUAGUAGUAGAGGUAAUUAUAAUACGAGAGUAGAAGCUGCGAUUGUGUCAUUUAAUUCCAAACAAUAUUUAAGACAAAUUCAUAAAACAUUAACUAAAUGUAGUCCAGGAAUAUUUGGAAAAAAGUUUUUGAAGAACAGUCAAAGAAUACGGCUUAAUACCAGUAAAAGAAGGCAAUUAUUUCCGGAAAAAAGAAAAGCUAAAAAAUCUAAAACGGAUGGAGAAGACGAAGAUUAUGGACUGGCUGAACCUCUAAUAGAAUUUUUUUCAUCAGAAGAAAUGGAAAACAAAAAAAUUACAUUUUUAGAAGAAUUAGGUCGAGCUGAUGUAAAAAAAAUCGAAUUUGAAACUCGAGAACAAAGCAACAGUGAAAUGUGGUACAACGAACGUAAAAUACGACUAACAGCUUCAAGAUUUGGUCAAAUUUGUAAAAUGCGGUCAAACACUAGCUGCAAAAAUGUAGUUCAUAAUAUUUUAUAUGCUUCUGACAGUCUACAAACAAAAUCGGUACAGUAUGGUAGAGAAAUGGAGACUUUAGCUCGUCAAAAAUUUGAACAAUUGUCGAAAGAAAAAAUUUAUGAGAAUGGUUUGAUUAUAGAUCCAGAAUUUCCAUUUCUAGCUGCCAGCCCAGAUGGUCUUAUUGGUGAACAUUAUUUAUUGGAAAUAAAAUGUCCAUAUUCUGCUCGUGAUUCAAUCGAUGCCAUUGAAGCAGUGAACAGUAAACUUCUACAAUAUUGCAAAGUUGAAGGGCAAGAAAUUAAAUUGAAAAAAGAACACGUAUAUUACUACCAAAUAAUGGGACAAUUACACGCUACUAAAAGAAAAAAAUGCUUUUUUGUGAUAUACACUGCCAAAUGGAUCAGUAUAGAAGAAAUAUACUUUGAUCAAUCAUUUUGGGUUUCUAAAAUGUCUGAGCCGCUACAAACGUUUUAUAUGAAGUCUUUAUUACCCGAAAUUAUUGAUCCACAAUUCCCUAAAAGAAUGCUGAAAUCAGAUAUUCGAGAACCAGACCACAUAAAAAAAAAAAAAUGA